Eurytemora carolleeae is the source of this 2063-nucleotide messenger RNA. Its product is annotated as putative neutral sphingomyelinase. The record is from RefSeq and is a predicted model, not a curated record. NCBI's taxonomy places the organism in Eukaryota, Metazoa, Arthropoda, Copepoda, Calanoida, Temoridae. The coding region runs from base 127 to 1653 and encodes 508 amino acids. Gene Ontology annotation, molecular function: sphingomyelin phosphodiesterase activity. The transcript is spliced from 18 exons. Gene Ontology annotation, cellular component: cytoplasm.
GAUUUUGUAAUUCAUCUUUGAAAAACUAUGCCCAGCCUCCGCCCCUGUCUAAAUACCUUACUCUCGGCAACUCUGUUAAUUAGUGAAAACAUCUAUUUUUAACGAGAACCAAUUUUCAGAAUAAUUAUGGAAAUUAGUAUUUUUAAUCUAAACUGCUGGGGCCUACCAUCCAACACUCCAAUUCUAAACAGUAAGUUCAAGGAAGAGAGAAUAGCAGCAAUAAUAAGGUUUAUUAUAGCAGAAGAGAAGUUCCACUUCGUUUUCUUACAAGAGGUUUGGUUGAAGUCAGAUUACCAGAAAAUGAAAGAAGCUUGGUGUAAAAAUCUUCCACACUCUGUUUAUUUCAAAAAAGGACUACUUGGCUCAGGGACAUGUAUUUUUAGUAAAUAUGCUCUUAGUUUCCCGGCCUUUCAUGAGUACACUGUAAAUGGAUUUAUACACCAGGUUUGGUUUGGUGAUGCCUGGGCUACAGCUGGGAUUGGUACAGUGCAAACUCAGAUAAAUGAACAGCUGAUUACUCUAGCUGUCACCCACUUUCAUGCGGAGUAUGAUACAAAACAGGAACCAUUCUUGGUGGACAGAGCAGUUCAGGCCCUCGAAGCCUCAGAAAUAUUAAAGAAUUGUGCUGAAUUUGUUAUAUUGGCCGGUGAUUUCAACUCCGAGCCCGGCUCGAUACCUAUUUCUAUUCUAUCUCAACAUCUCACGGAUUCACGAGGAUUAGGGUUGCAUUCACCCACUUGGUCACAUCCUUCCAAUUCCUUCAAGGAUCCUUCAGAAGCUCCGCUUUGUUUGGAUUACGUAUUCUACUCCUCAUCCUUAUCUUUAAGAGCUGUCGAAUCCAGGUGCACAGACCCUUUACCAUAUAGAAUACCAGGGAAACACUUUUCUUACUCAGACCAUCAAGCUGUUCUUGCUCAGAUUACUGUUGCUCCGUCAAUUGACAACAACUACUCAAAGAUUGAGAAAAAUAAGUGUACUGAAUCCAAUCCACAGCCUGAAUCAAACCUACAGCCUGAAUCUAAACAACAGACUGAAUCUAAACCACAGCCUGAAUCUAAACAACAGACUGAAUCCGAACAGCAACCUGAAUCCAAACAACUGCUUGACUCUAAACCACAGCCUGAAUCUAAACAACUGCAGACUGAAUCCGAACAGCAACCUGAAUCCAAACAACUGCUUGACUCUAAACAGCAGCAUGAAUCCAAGGAACUGUCUGAACUCAAACAUUUCACAAACUCCGAACUGAAUUCUGCUGUUCAGAACCUCCUGUUGACAAGUGUAACCUUUCAUGAACAGGAGAUUAGUAAUACUAAACAAAUUAUGGCUGUUUCCUUUUUGUUUCUUUUAUAUCAUCUUGUAAAACUGAUCAACCAGGACUUAAUCACAGUUCUUGUCCUUAUCCCCGUCCUCUCUGUUACAGUCCUGUUUCCUCCCGAUCAUCUUAAUUAUAGGUUUUUCAUUAAGAUCUUAUUAGAUCUGAUCGGUUCACAGCUACCCUUUUAUCAUGAGCUUAGUUUGGUCGUAUCUGCUCUACUUCUACUUGGUUUAGGAGGAUACUAUUUACCAGUUCUUGUAAGAAGAUCAACUAGGAUGAAAGCGUGGAUUGGAAACCCAAUAAUAUCAAAUCCUAAUCUUCCAAAUCCCAGAUUAUAAAACUUUGGCAAAAUCAUGAACAUUUGAUUACUAAUCACUGAAUCCUUUGAACAAUGCAGCUGGAUUGAUCAGCUCAAUGUAAAAAAGUUAUCAAAUAUUUUUUUGUUUUAUUUUAUCAACUUCUGUUUUUAUAAGUGUAAAAUUAUCAAAUAAUCUAUUUACAUAAAGUAUAUGUUUGUUUGUUUUUACGUAUUUGCGAAAAUUACUCAUGAACCACUUGACCGAUUUGCCUCAAAUUUUAUCGGGGAAUUCGAUAGACCACGGAAUGGUAUAUAAGUUCUAAGUUGAUUGGUUUGGCUUAUUUAGGAAAACUACAUGAAAAGCUGGGAUUCCGAGAUAUUUAAAAAAUAAAAUUAACAUACUUACAAUUUUUUACGUAUUUACAUAUUUUAAAUAAAGGAUGUUUUCAA